Messenger RNA from Xyrauchen texanus (razorback sucker), 2905 nucleotides. RefSeq names its product ras-related protein Rab-26-like. The record is from RefSeq and is a predicted model, not a curated record. Gene Ontology annotation, molecular function: GTP binding; GTPase activity. Gene Ontology annotation, cellular component: Golgi apparatus; endosome. Lineage: Eukaryota; Metazoa; Chordata; Actinopteri; Cypriniformes; Catostomidae. Bases 461 to 1201 code for a protein of 246 amino acids. The transcript has 9 exons.
CGAGUGGAGACUGAGCGUUCGCGCGCUGUUGGGAUGCCUUGUAAAGAUGCGCUCUGAGUGCGCGUGGCCAGCACUUUCACUGAUUGUUGACAACGCGCCCUGCGCGCGUGCACUACUACGGUGCAAAGAGGAGUAAGCGAAACGCUGAAUAUUCUCUUGCAUACUAACGGGGAAAGGUGUACUUAGGAGCCAGGCAUUAGAUAGGAUCUAAAAACAACAAAAACAGCAACAACAAAUUCUUGAUUCAGUUAAUGCAUUAAACGGACCAACAUCGCGAACCUCAGUUAAGCAGGUGCACCACUUGCACGCUUUAUUUGACGGAGCCAUAAAGUCAUGCGCGCGCAUAUUACUGAAACACAACAACCAGGGAAAGUGAUCUAAAAUUGGCUUAGUGCGUAUUACAUGCGCUCAUUAUAAAUUACGCUCACGCGCAGCACAUUGAAACGAGGAAUAAACAACAAUGUCGAGGAAAAAAGCAACCAAAGGAAAAUGCAGUUCAAAUACACCGAACUCAUCUUCUUGCAGCGAGAAAGGAAAGAAAGUCCUGACCCAAUCCAACGGAGUGGUCCAUCCCAGCCGACCCCCUCUCAGCAACAGCGGGGAAUUCUACGACAUAGCCUUCAAGGUAAUGCUGGUUGGUGACUCUGGGGUGGGGAAAACCUGUCUUCUGGUUCGUUUUAAAGAUGGAGCAUUUCUGGCUGGAAGUUUCAUCUCAACAGUCGGUAUAGACUUCAGGAAUAAGGUGUUGAAUAUUGAUGGCGUGAGGGUAAAACUACAGAUUUGGGACACGGCAGGACAGGAGCGAUUCAGGAGCGUGACACAUGCAUACUACCGUGAUGCCCAUGCUCUUUUGCUGCUCUACGAUGUGACAAAUAAAUCUUCUUUCGACAACAUGCAGGCCUGGCUCACAGAGAUUCACGAGUUUGCUCAGCAGAAUGUAGUCAUCAUGCUCCUGGGUAACAAGGCUGAUGCAACACAUGAAAGGGUUGUGAAGAGAGAGGAAGGGAAAAACUGGCCAUGGUUAUUUGGAGUUCCUUUUAUGGAAACCAGCGCUAAAUCUGGUCUGAAUGUGGAGUUGGCCUUCACUGCUGUAGCCAAGGAACUGAAGCACAGGGAGAUGAAGGAACCCAACGAGCCAAAGUUUCAGCUGCAUGAGUAUGUUAACAAGGAGAUGAAGGGAGCUGGAUGCUGUCACUCCUAAACCUGUGUGCUUGUGUGUGCAUCAAUCUGUUAGUGUGUUUUUCCAUUUUCAUCCUCUUCUCUCACAUAAAUUGGAUAUCUGUCAUAAACCCUAUGGCUCCGGAGACUUUCAUUUUCAAACGCUCUAUUCUUUUUUAGACCUCCCUGCACAGCUUGCAAACAACACUAAACAGCACAAAGCAAACAGAAUGUAAAAAGAAGCACUCGUCAGAAUGUAAUUGGCACACGAUCAUAUUAUAAAUAUUUACUCACCAGACAGUCAGUAAAUACAGAUGUGCGCUUUGAAUGAAUGAUGUUUCAUCACACUCUUGCAUUGUUCUCCUGACUCACCUUUCCGAGCAGCUGUGAAUGUAUCUUUAAUACUCAUGACUCUAUCUUGAAUUAAUUCUUCAAUUGGGGAACUUUUGUGUCCCAUCGUUAGAUUUGGAUUGAUUGAUUUAUUUUCUAAGUUUUAAUGGAUAGACUAUAAGUAAGUAAUUUAAUUACUUUUUACUAAGUUGACAACUUUUUGUUCUUUUUACAGUGCUGUCAUUACCAUUACACAUUACGCAUUUUACACAACAAUUGAGUUUUGAGUUGCUGAAAAAGCAUGCAUUUGGACAUCAUUAAAAUGAGAAGUGACAGGGGAGCACAGCUCUGCCAGUGUGACAGUUUGAAGAUCAGAAAUGUCAUUCAUUUUAAGAUCUUUACACCGUGAUCUGAUCUGAGAGAAUAUUUAUUUGAUGUCAUUAUGGAAGCAAUCCUACACGUCAUUACCAUACCACAUAUUACACAGAGAUCCUCAUGAAAGAUCUUUAUUCCAGCACAUUUGAUACAUGUAAUAAUAGAGAUAAAACAUAGUUUGGAGAAGUUUAAUUUUUCACAAUAUCACUCCAAUAUACUGUAGAUCAGAAUACACUUUUUGUUUCUUUUUGUCACACGCACAUACACACUUUCUUUCCCAGAUACACACGUUCCAGAAUAACAUCCUCUCUCCUCGUAUUUGUUCAAUUUUAAGUUAUAUGUUAUUUUUUCAUGCCUUUUCAUAAAAUUAUAAAGCAUUAUGAAAGAUGAAUGUAUGUACUUUGUAUAUAUUAAAAAUAUUAAUAUAGCACUUAGGUUGCAUUAUGUUUAAUUGAUGUUUUGUUAAAUGACUUUAAAUUUAGUAAUGUAAACUGUACGCUAAAAUUAUAAACAGCUUUAUCUAGAAAUUAGUUUUAGCAUUAUAUAAAGUUGAAAAUGUGCCAGAACUGAUAAAAAUGAUGUUCUGUCAAGAUACUGUGUGUACUGUGGCUCGUUAAAUGUGUGAUGUUGUACAGAUAUUUUCAUUUGAAAGUGUCGCAUUCAUAAUUACAUUUCCAGCUCUAUGCCUUUUGCACUUUUGUUCUUGUUGUUUUUCCAUUGUUGGUGUUGUUCUUUAUUUUUGUGUUAUCUAAAGCAGAUCUAAUAAAAGUUCAGGAUAUAGUUUAAAAUUAAUAUUUUGUUGAUCAGAAAAUAUUUAUUGAUGUGCCAUUUUUAGCUGCUUAGACAAUUUUGACAAUAUAUCACCUAAUGUAUAUAAAUUGACACCUAUGAAUAAAUUACAUGAAUUGAUGAUGAGGUUGGUAUAUGUAUAUCUUGGUAUAGGUCAAUUCAAAGUGUUGACCUAAGUGAAUGGCAACCUCAUUCAUGUUGUUUUUAUGUAAUGUGUAUUGUAUUCCCAACAAUAAACUGGACAAUGUAGUCA